AUGGUAUCGAACGAGCAUACUGGUGAGAAUAUGACGCCCUCAAAUCGUGCUACGACAACUGAGGCUGCCCUUACUGCUGAGCAGAACUUUUCAGCAAAGAACUACCAAUCCCUUCCCAUUGUCUUCGCCCGCGCCCAAGGAGCCUCUGUCUGGGACCCGGAGGGAAAUCACUAUCUUGAUUUCCACUCAGCCUCCACCGCUCUGAAUCAUGGACAUUGCCACCCAAAGCUUGUAGCUGCCCUUGUGGAGCAGGCUUCGCGACUGACGCUUACUUCUCGUGCCUUUCACAAUGAUGUAUACCCCAAAUUUGCCGAAAUGGUGACCAAGCUAUUUGGCUAUGACAGAGCCCUACCUUCUAGCACGGGUGCAGAAGCCUCAGAGACGGCCAUUAAAGUUGCACGGAAAUGGGCUUACAAAGUCAAGGGUGUGCCUCGGGACCAGGCUAUUGUUCUAGGUGCCGCGGGAAACCAUCAUGGACGAACACUCGCAUCAAUUUCCCUAGCCUCGGAUAAUAUGUCGCGUGAAAACUAUGGCCCGUUGGUGCCUAAUAUUAGUUGCUCAAUCCCGGGGACCGACAAGUUGAUCACGUACAACGAUAAGGCGGCAUUGCGGGAGGCGUUCGAGGCAGCGGGCUUCAACCUGGCUGCAUUUGUGAUCGAGCCAAUCCAAGGAGAUGCGGGUGUUAUAGUUGCAGAUGAUGAUUACCUCCGAGAGGCUCGAGCGCUCUGUGACAAGCACAACGUCUUGUUGAUCUGCGACGAAAUCCAGACUGGUAUUGCACGAACGGGCAAGCUACUCGGUCAUUACUGGAGCGGGAUCAAACCCGACAUGGUGAUCUUGGGAAAGACUAUGACCGGUGGCAUGUACCCCGUCUCCUGCGCCUUGGCUAACGAUGAUGUGAUGCUCACGGUCGAGCCCGGCACGCAUGGAUCGACUUACGGUGGGAAUCCGCUGGGGGCGGCAGUUGCUAUGCGUGCUCUCCAGGUUGUUGAGGAGGAAAACUUGGUCGAGCGGGCUGAGCAUCUUGGAAACCUUCUUAGAGCGGGUCUGAAAGCUAUUCAGGCUCAGACCCCCGUUAUCGAGACGGUUCGUGGCCGGGGCUUGCUCAACGCCUUUGUCAUUGACCAAACCAAGGCCAACGGACACACUGGCAUAGAGCUGUGCGAGCUCAUGAAGGCGAAGGGGCUUUUGCUCAAAUCCAGCCGAACAGGCGUCAUUCGCAUUGCUCCUCCUCUCGUCAUCACGGAGAGUGAGAUUGAGCGGGCACUAGGAAUCAUCAAGGAUUCCAUCGACGAACUAGUCAACAGCUCCUUUAAAACCAUCUAG
This is a messenger RNA of Aspergillus bombycis, 1326 nucleotides long. RefSeq names its product ornithine aminotransferase. Gene Ontology annotation, cellular component: cytoplasm. The record is from RefSeq and is a predicted model, not a curated record. The transcript is spliced from 3 exons. NCBI's taxonomy places the organism in Eukaryota, Fungi, Ascomycota, Eurotiomycetes, Eurotiales, Aspergillaceae. Gene Ontology annotation, molecular function: identical protein binding; pyridoxal phosphate binding; L-ornithine transaminase activity. The coding region runs from base 1 to 1326 and encodes 441 amino acids.